This is a messenger RNA of Parastagonospora nodorum SN15, 330 nucleotides long. RefSeq lists its product as hypothetical. The record is from RefSeq and is a predicted model, not a curated record. The transcript has a single exon. Lineage: Eukaryota; Fungi; Ascomycota; Dothideomycetes; Pleosporales; Phaeosphaeriaceae. Bases 1 to 330 code for a protein of 109 amino acids.
AUGUCCAACAACAAUGCGCAGAACGGCAAUGGCAAUGGCGCCGGGUCCAACGGCAACGACAGUGCCAGCGGAACAGCCACGACAGGAAGUGGCACCGGGGGACUCAGCCCUACGACCUUGCGAUUGAUUCACAGAGUCAGAGACAAUAUUCAAAACAGGUCCAAUAACAAUCAAGAAGAAAGUGUUCGUGGUGGUAUUGCGCAGGGAAGAUCGGAUCAAGCAGCUCAGGCAACGAUAGGGGCCAACGCUGGCACCACGACCGCAACCACCUCGACAAAUGGGCACAAUGCCACUAAUGGAGGUACUACCAACAGUAAUGGCACAGGCUAA